Messenger RNA from Solanum dulcamara, 5033 nucleotides. RefSeq names its product DNA-directed RNA polymerase IV subunit 1. Gene Ontology annotation, molecular function: DNA binding. Gene Ontology annotation, biological process: DNA-templated transcription. Bases 351 to 4688 code for a protein of 1445 amino acids. The record is from RefSeq and is a predicted model, not a curated record. Gene Ontology annotation, cellular component: RNA polymerase II, core complex. The transcript has 20 exons. NCBI's taxonomy places the organism in Eukaryota, Viridiplantae, Streptophyta, Magnoliopsida, Solanales, Solanaceae.
AACCCACCAUAUUCUCGAAUGCUGAGUCCGUGCGCUUAUAACAAUAUACCCUCAAUUCUCUCAUUAUUUACGAUUUUGUCCGGAAUUUUGUGUUUAUAGCUAUUCCUUUUACUUCUUGAACCUUUCUGCUUUUAGCUAACUCUGUUGAUUAAAGUCCAUCAGCUUUUCCCAGAAACAAGACAGUAGUCUCUUCACUUCUCCUACCACCCACCCCACCCCACCCCACCCCCAAGAGAACAGCUGCUCAGCCUUGGCAAAGGCUGGCAAGUUUACAUCCAGGUUUUGGUUUUGAGUUAGACUGUCCACGGUCCAAGCCCAGACUUGGCUAGUAAGGCUUGCGGAGAGUUUAGAUGGGGCAUGAUCUGAAUAUUGAGCAGCAAGUGCCAGAAGGUAUUCUGAGAGGCAUAAAUUUCAGUAUCUUAUCAGAGACUGAUGCAGCCAAAUUGUCAGCUAAGGUAAUUGGAGUAGUUAAUGAAGUAACAGAUCCGGCGUUGGGGUUUCCAAAUCCAAUCUUUCAGUGUUCAACAUGUGGUGCAAACGAUGGGAAAAAAUGUGAAGGUCAUUUUGGUUUAAUAAACUUCCCAUAUACAAUUCUGAAUCCGUAUUUCGUAUCGGAGGUUGCUCAGAUCCUGAAGAAAAUAUGCCCAGGAUGUAAAUCUGUGCGUCGUGAUAAGGUCAAGGGUGCUGAUAGGACAUCUGCUUGCAAAUACUGUGAUGGAAUUUUUAGAGGUUAUCCGCCAACAAAAUUUAAAGUAUCUCCUAAAGACAUGUUUGGGAGGACUGCCAUUAUCGCAGAAGUGAAUGAGAAUUUGUUAAAGAAGCUUCAGCAAACUACUGGAGGAAGUUUGGCUUCUGACUAUUGGGAUUUCAUCCCAUAUGAUGCACAACAAGAAGCAAGUGUAAAUUCGUCAAAUUACAAAAGAGUUUUAUCACAUGCUCAGGUAUAUAGCAUUCUGAAAGAUAUUGAUCCAGGGUUUCUUGAAGGACUUCUCAGAAGGAAGAACUCAAUCUUCCUUAAAAACUGCCUUUUGACUCCUAAUAGUCAUCGUGUCACAGAAUUUGGGCAGCACAUGAUAUUUGAUGAAAGUAAUAGGCUUUACAGAAAGUUGAUAGACUUUAGAGGGACAGCAAAUGACUUGAGCAUGUGUGUUUUAGAUAGAAUUAAAGUUUCCAAGAUACGUGCAGAUAGAUCUGUAAUCAAUGAUCCUAAUGCCCCUCCUACUGGUUUGAAGUAUGUGAAAGAAUUGGUUCUGGCAAAACGCACUAAUCAUGCUUUCCGCAUGGUUGUAGUUGGUGAUCCUAACAUAGAGCUAGGUGAAAUUGGUAUUCCAUGUCAUGUUGCUGAGAAUCUCCACAUGGCAGAAUCUGUAAGCUUACGGAAUUGGGAAAGGAUGACUGAUCUCUGUGAUCUUAUGAUUCUUCAGAGAGGAGGGAUUCUUGUCCGUAGAAAUGGUGACUUAGUUCGUAUUAGUGUAAUGGACCGGUUGCAGAGAGGGGAUAUUAUACAUAGACCUCUUAUUGAUGGAGAUGUUGUGUUGAUAAAUCGACCUCCGUCUAUUCAUCAACACUCACUAAUUGCUCUGUCUGUUAGGAUUCUUCCAAUAAAUUCUGUUCUUUCUAUCAAUCCCCUUGUCUGUUCUCCAUUCCGUGGGGAUUUUGAUGGUGAUUGCCUUCAUGGUUAUAUUCCCCAAUCAAUCGAUUCUAGGAUUGAGCUUAGUGAGCUUGUUGCUCUGAAUCAGCAGUUGCUUGACGGACAGAAUGGUCAAAAUCUUCUUUCAUUAAGUCAUGAUAGCUUGACUGCUGCUCAUUUAAUUUUGGAAUCUGGAGUUUUCUUGGACCGCUUCCAGAUGCAGCAGCUACAAAUGUUUUGUCCCCGUCAAGGGGUGAUGACGGCUAUCGUAAGAGCACCAUCAGGAAACAUGUGUUAUUGGACUGGUAAACAGUUAUUCAGCUUGCUUUUGCCAUCAGACUUUGAAUAUGUUUUUCCAUCAAAUGGUGUCUGUAUUAGUGAGGGGGAAAUUGUGACAUCUUCUGGUGGGUCUUCUUGGCUGCGUGAUGCCAGUGAUAAUCUUUUUUAUAGUCUUGUUAAACACCAUGGAGGUGACACUCUUGACCUCCUUUAUGCUGCACAAACAGUUCUUUGUGAGUGGUUAUCAAUAAGGGGCCUUAGUGUUUCAUUGUCCGAUCUUUACAUAUCUUCUGAUUCAUAUUCCCGCGAAAAUAUGAUUGAUGAAGUCUUUUCUGGUUUGCAAGAAGCAGAACGGUUAUCUUAUAUCCAAUUGCUGAUGAUAAAGUAUAAUAAGGAUUUCCUUUCUGGAAGCAUAGAAGAAAGCAAGAAUUCCAUGGGUUUUGAUUUGGAGUUUAUGUCCAUCAUGCAGCAGAAAUCAGCUUCCCUGAGUCAAGCUUCUGCUAGUGCUUUCAAGAAAGUUUUCCGGGAUAUCCAGAAUUUGGUAUAUAAUUAUGCAAGCAAUGACAAUUCAUUUCUGGCUAUGUUAAAAGCUGGGAGUAAGGGCAAUCUGCUAAAACUGGUCCAACACAGCAUGUGUCUUGGUUUGCAGCAGUCUUUGGUUCCAGUAUCAUUUAGAAUGCCCCGUCAACUUUCUUGUGAUGCAUGGAACAAUCAUAAAUCACAUCUUGUUAUUGAGAAACCGCAUAAAGUUCCUGAAUGUCCUGGUUCUUACAUCCCGUGUGCUGUGGUUAAAAAUUCAUUUCUUGCGGGUUUGAAUCCUCUAGAGUGUUUUGUGCAUUCAUUAACCACCCGUGAUAGCUCUUUUAGUGGACAUGCUGAUGUUUCUGGAACUUUGAACCGCAAGCUUAUGUUUUUCAUGCGUGAUCUGUACAUUGAAUAUGAUGGAACAGUGAGAAAUGCUUAUGGGAAUCAAAUUGUGCAGUUCUCUUACUACGAAGCAGAGCAAAUUGCUUCUACUAAGGGCACUGGUGAAGCCCUAGAAAGUCAUAACCAUGCAAUUGGUGGUCAUCCUGUUGGUUCAUUGGCAGCCUGUGCCAUUUCAGAAGCUGCAUACAGUGCUUUGGAUCAACCUGUCAGUGCACUUGAGUCAUCACCUUUACUAAACCUGAAGAAAAUAUUGGAAUCUGGAGGAGGGAGUCGUAGUGGCGAGAAAACUGCAUCAAUGUUUCUUUCAAAAAGACUUGGCCGAUGGGCUCAUGGUUUUGAAUAUGGAGCUUUAGAGGUCAAGGGUCAUCUGGAAAGGCUUCUUCUUUCAGAAGUUGUUUCUACAGUAAUGAUAUGCUUCUCCCCCGAAACACGUAAAAGCACUCACAAUUGUCCCUGGGUCUGUCAUUUUCAUAUAGAUAAGGAAAUAGUUAAGACGAGAAGGCUGAAGUUGAGAUCAGUUUUAGAUGCUCUUAAUAUGAGAUAUAGAGCCGCAACAAAGAAAGCUGGGAAUGAUCUUCCAAAUCUGCAUAUAACACGCAAGGAUUGUUCAGUUGCUGAAGCCCGAAAAGAGAAGUCCGAAAUUUGCAUCACUGUUUCUAUGGUUGAGACCUCAAAAGAUCCUUCUUCACUUCUGGAUACUCUUCGUGAUGUGGUGAUUCCAUUCCUUCUUGAGACGGUGAUAAAAGGUUUCUCCGCAUUUAAAAAAGUUGAUAUCUUAUGGAAAGAGUUGCCAAGUCCUUCAAAAUCUUCCAGAGGCUCUACCGGGGAACUGUAUUUGCAGGUCUUCAUGUCAGAAAGCUGUGACAGAAUCAAAUUCUGGAAUGCGCUUGUGGAUAGUUGCCUCCAGAUAAGGGAUUUGAUUGAUUGGGAACGCAGUUAUCCUGAUGAUGUCCAUGAUCUGACUGUAGCCUAUGGAGUUGAUGUAGCAUGGGAGUACUUUCUAUGUAAACUACAUUCAGCUGUCUCUGAAACUGGCAAGAAAAUCCUUCCCGAACACUUGGUACUUGCAGCAGAUAGUCUCACAGCUACAGGAGAAUUUGUUCCCUUGAGUGCCAAAGGGCUGACGCUGCAAAGAAAGGCUGCUGGUGUUGUUUCACCAUUUAUGCAAGCGUGCUUUUCGAAUCCAGGGGACUCAUUUGUUAGGGCUGCCAAGAUGGGAUUAAGUGACGAUCUUCAAGGGAGUCUUGAAUCAUUGGCAUGGGGAAAGACUCCUUCCAUAGGGACUGGUUCUUCAUUUGACAUUAUCUUCUCUGGAAAGGGAUAUGAGCCUGCUGAACCGAAAGAUGUGUAUGCUCUGCUGGGCAACUUUGUUACAUCGGAUAAGCCAACGGUGAAGGUCACUCUUGAUGAAGACAAUGAAAUGGAUGGAAAGUCUCUUGCUCGGCGUCUUUAUAAGCUUGAUGAUCUCAAUAAGAAGAGUUGUAAAAGCCAGUGGUUAAUUGCAAAUCUGAGAAGUUUCCUUUCAUUCAACGACAUAAAAAAGCUCUCUCAGUCAUUGAAACAAAUGUUGUCCAAAUAUGCUAUUGAUCGUGAAUUGAGUGAAGCAGACAAGUCCAUAGUAAUGAUGGCAUUACAAUUUCAUCCCCGGAGGAGUGAGAAGAUUGGAAAAGGAGCACAGGAAAUUAAGAUUGGUUACCACAAAGAGUAUGAAGAUUCCCGCUGCUUUAUGUUGGUGCGUUCAGAUGGAACAGUUGAAGACUUCUCUUAUCGCAAGUGUAUGCAACAUGCUCUGGAACUGAUUGCUCCUCAAAAGGCAAAAACCUCUAAAUGGUUGAAUGGAGCAUCAGCAUAAGUUGCUGUUUUAAUUCACUUGGUUACGGGUAUGGUAUGCGUAAUAAAUUUGGUGCGUGUUAAGUAUCUGGCACAAAUACGUGCAAUUUUUGAACACCUGUUAGACACGGGUAGGUCAAGACAAUUGACGUUACUCAUGUAACAUAGUUUGUACCAUGUCCGUAAACCAAUUUAGUAUACCCCGUUAUCUUAUGCUUCUUUUUGCUGCUCCCACUAAGGUUUGUUUGCCUUUCAUAGAGUCUAAGGCAAAGGGAAAUUAGUGGGAGUAGCAACGAAAAGCUCUGAGGGGAUUAUGCAUUUCUUGUUGUAUUAGUAGAAUGUUUCAUCAAUGAAAACAAAUUUCAGA